UUGUGAAUAUUUAUGAAAGUAUGAAAUGUACGGAACCAUCCUCCUUACAGGUAAAAUGUCCUCAACAUCCUCCAACACGGACUCCAAGAUGAACUCGUUAAUCCUGGAACUGGAGAGGAUCGGAGCUGUCAAGUUUGGAGAAUUCACUCUAAAAUCCGGACUCACGUCUCCAGUUUAUUUUGAUCUGAGAAUCCUCGUCUCAUUUCCCAAGUUACUGGAAGAAGUUGCAGCUCUUCUACUGGAAAAAGUUACAAGACGAGAUUGUGUUCUAUGCGGGGUUCCUUACACAGCUCUACCCAUUGCUACCCUGAUGUCGGUAAAGGCUGACCUGGGAAUGGUUGUCAGGAGAAAAGAGGCGAAGUCCUACGGAACCAAGAAGAUGGUUGAGGGUGUGUGGACAGAGGGACAGAACUGUGUGAUCGUGGAGGAUGUGGUUACUACAGGUGGAAGUGUGAUAGAAACUGCUAAUUUACUCAGAAAACUAGGACUGACGGUUACUGAGUGCAUAGUGCUGUUGGAUAGAGAGCAGGGAGCUGUAGAUAACCUCACUAAAGCGGGGAUAUCUGUCAUCACCUUAAUCUCGGUUUCAAAGGUUCUCGAAGUUUUACUCGGCGCAGGACGGAUAUCAUCCUCUACUGUAGAGGCAGUCAAUUCCUUCGUUCUAAACAAUCAAACUCAAGGUUUAGGAGCGGAUACUAGUUCUGUUAUAAAGACAAGGUUUGAAACAAGGUUGGAUACUAUGAAGAAUGCUGAGAAGAAACAAGAGUCUACGGAGUCGGAUUUGAAUCUUGUCUCUACGCGGCUCAUGGAGAUAAUGCUGCGUAAACGCACCAACCUCUGUGUUGCUGUUGAUCUUACUUCAGCCCAGGAUAUUCUAGAGUUGGUGGAGAAGAUUGGUAGUUCUGUAGCAGUUGUUAAACUCCACGCCGAUAUUGUGAAUGACUGGACUGAACAGACUGAGGUUGAAUUGAAGAAGCUGGCAGAUAAAUUUGGAUUCCUUCUGUUUGAAGAUAGAAAACUGGCAGAUAUAGGGAACACGGUGAGGCUACAGGCAUUGAAGUUUUCCAGCUGGGCGCAACUAGUGACUGUGCACGCUUUACCGGGUCCAGGUGUUUUACAGGCGGUACGAGAUCUUCAGAAGUCUGGACCUGCUGGUCUGGGAGUCCUGUUGGUGGCAGAGAUGAGUUCUGCGGGGAAUCUGAUCUCUAGCUCCUACACCCAGGAGACUGUAAACCUGGGGGAGAAGAAUAAGAAUGUCGUCGUCGGUUUCAUCGCUCAAUCUAGAGUUAGUCAGGACAAUGAUCUGAUACAGCUUACUCCAGGUGUUCAUCUCUCUCAGGACGGAGAUGAAACUGACCAGAGAUACGUUUCUCCGGCAGAUGCCGUCUUGAAGCGUGGGGCGGACCUGAUAAUUGUAGGUCGAGGUAUAACCGGGGCGGAGGAUCCUGCAGAGGAGGCGGAGAGAUAUAAAAAGGCGGGUUGGAACGCCUACCUGGAGCGAACUGGUCAGGUUUAAGUCUGCAGAUGGAAGAUGACUGUAAUAUCGGGAUAUGGGGAAAAUAUCUUAUAUUUUACAACAUGCAUAAUCUCAGACUAUUUAUAAUCUCAAAUGCAUUUAUACUCAUAAUGAAAUAAUUGAUGUCUUUGAUGUUAAAAAGAUUUUAAUCUGAAAUGUGCCAAUUUAAUGAAUUGUAUCAAUUUUACGAUACUUAGGAAAAUAUAUAUUUCAUCAUUUGUGUAGUUAACCAAUGUUUUUAUUUUCUAUGAACCAAAGGAUAAAUGCAUGAAUGAACGCAUGUUUUAUCCGCCCCAGGCAGGGAAAAUUUUAUGCUCCUACGUGUAAGAAAUGCAAGGUUUCGUGUCGGUGAACUAUUUUACUCUGGGUAGAAAGCUGGACAGGCAGAGAACAAAUCGUGGCAUUAGCGCAACAAGUAUCCAAUUUUAAACAUCCACAACCCUCCUCUCUAUUCUGAAUAUCAAGGGUUUUUUAUUGUAGAUUUUCAGAAAAGGAAUUUGAAUUUUCAGA
Molecule: messenger RNA, 2026 nt
Organism: Eurytemora carolleeae
Lineage: Eukaryota; Metazoa; Arthropoda; Copepoda; Calanoida; Temoridae
Gene: r-l
Product: uridine 5'-monophosphate synthase-like
Exons: 14
Coding region: 26-1516 (496 amino acids)
Biological process (GO): 'de novo' UMP biosynthetic process; 'de novo' pyrimidine nucleobase biosynthetic process
Molecular function (GO): orotate phosphoribosyltransferase activity; orotidine-5'-phosphate decarboxylase activity
Source: RefSeq, a predicted model, not a curated record